CAACUAAAAGGGUGCACUCUGCAAUUUCAAUGGCACCGCAUUAACACCAUUUCAGUCUUGUUUGUCGGUCACUGUCAGAAAUAAUCACCUUCAUCUGCCAUUCAAAUGAACUUCAAACAUGCACAAACAAAACCACGUUUCUCAAUUGGAAACAUAUCUUUGUCUACUUUCCUCUUUCUGCAUCUUCCAACAUUUUCUUCUUUCGAAAAAAAACCAAAAAAAUCUACUGUCUGAUACUCAUAAAUUCCCAACCAAGCAAAGAAUCUAGUAUACAAACUUGUAGGGUCUUCACAGAUUCUUGGAAUGUUUCAAACUUUCCGGAUAAGGGUAAUCAUUGUUCUGCUGAUUGAAAUCUAAGGACUAGCAUUUGGAGAAUCUAGAAAGCAUUCCAACUUGUCAUGGAAGAAGAACAAGAAGGAGUGGUAGACAAGAAAAGGACAAAGAACGAGGUUGUUCUCCGCAUUUCGGACACCGAAGAUGCAGCUUUGUAUGCUCGUAGAGAAUCUAGAGGGUCUCCAGUUGCUGAAAGCACUUCUUCUUACUCUCCUCAGCUCAAUACCCAGAUGGGUACUUCACCAACAAAAGGGUUCAGAGAUUCUCAAGUUGAGCUUGAGAAUCUCAGAAGCAGGGGUCAAGUUUCCACUGAGUUGGUGACAACCACACGCAGCUUUUUGGGUCGGUCGGAGUUUUCGAAACCAAAGUCCAGAAUGGUGGAACCACCAUGUCCCAGAGAUGUGAGCUUUGUGGAAGAGAAGACUCAGAUUAUUAAGAGUUCCAAUUCAUCUGUAAGGAGUUCUCCUAACAAGAAGGUUUCAGGUACUUCUCCAAGGGAUGUUGCUGAUGGAACUGUUGUCACUCCAAGAACUCCAUUGAUUGGGACUCCAAGGGAAGAAGAGGAAGAUGAUGAUGAAGAAGUGUACAAGAUUGCACAUGUUGAAGUGAGUAAGAGAACUGGUAAGAAAUGGAAACUUAUGGCCUGCACUGAGUUAUCUGUUUUUGUUUGCAUUCUGGGAUUUUUUAUUGCAAGCUUGUUGGUCCAUAAGUUGCAACAUAAGCAAAUUUGGGGUUUGGAGCUCUGGAAAUUGUGUGUGUUGGCUUUGGUUGUCAUCUGUGGUAGACUGGUUACUGAGUGGUUUAUGAAUGUUCUGGUUUUCUUGAUGGAAAGGAACUUCUUGUUUAAGAAGAAAGUUUUGUACUUUGUUUAUGGUGUGAAGAAGAGUGUUCAGGCCUUUUUAUGGUUAAGUUUGGUUCUUUUGGCAUGGGGUCUACUCUUGGAACAUGGAGUCAAGAGAACCAGAAAAGUUAAAAGGAUUCUUAAUUAUAUUACUAGGGCCCUUGCCUCUGGUCUUAUUGGAGCAGCUAUAUGGUUAGCAAAAACAUUUUUGAUAAAGCUGUUAUCUUCAAAAUUCCAAUCUACUAGGUUUUUUGACAGGGUACAAGAAUCAAUCUUUCACCAAUACAUUCUCAGGACUCUUUCUGGGCCACCUUUGAUGGAGAUGGCUGAAACAGUAGGCAAGAGUUCAAGUAGUGGCAGACUCAGUUUUAAGACCAUGGUUAGAGAGAAUAAGAAUGAAGGGAAGAAAGAACAAGUCAUUGAUGUAGAUAGGCUCAAGAAAAUGAAACAAGAGAAAGUUUCUGCUUGGACCAUGAAAGGAUUGAUUAAUGUGAUCAGGAGCUCUGGGCUGUCUACCAUCUCCUAUACACCAGGGAGUGUUGAUGAAGAUGAGAGUGACCAGAUAGAUAAUGAAAUUACAAGUGAGUGGGAAGCGAAGGCUGCUGCUUAUCGAAUCUUCAAGAAUGUAGCCAAGCCAGGAAACAAGUACAUUGAGAAGGAAGACCUCUUGCGCUUCAUGAAAAUUGAAGAAGUGGAAAGUGUUCUUCCCCUAUUUGAAGGGGCAGUUGAGACUGGAAGAAUUAAGAGGAAGUCUCUAAAGAACUGGCUGGUGAAAGUCUACUUUGAACGCAGAUCAUUGGUACAUUCACUAAAUGAUACCAAUACAGCCGUUGAUGACUUGAAUAAGCUUGCUUCUGUAGUUGUCCUUGUUGUGAUCCUUAUUGUGUGGUUACUUCUAAUGGGAUUCUUAACAACCCAAGUUCUUGUCUUCAUUUCCUCCCAGCUUUUACUUGUGGUGUUUAUUUUUGGCAACACAGCUAAGACUGUAUUUGAAGCUAUUAUAUUUGUUUUUGUGAUGCACCCGUAUGAUGUUGGUGAUCGCUGUGUCAUUGAUGGUGUUCAGAUGAUUGUAGAAGAGAUGAACAUACUGUCAACAGUCUUUUUGAGAUAUGACAAUGAAAAGAUAUUUUACCCAAAUUCAGUUUUGUCAACCAAGCCAAUCAGUAACUUCUACAGGAGUCCAGAAAUGAGUGAUUCGGUCGAAUUUGCUGUUGAUGUUUCAACUUCAAUAGAAAAGAUUGGAGCUUUAAAGGCUAAGUUAAAAGCAUACUUGGAUAGUAAGCCUCAACACUGGCGUCCGAACCACAGUGUAAUUGUUAAGGAUAUUGAGAACGUAAACAAGAUGAAAAUGGGUCUAUAUGUUACUCACACCAUCAAUUUUCAGAAUUAUGGGGAUAAGAACAGCCGAAGAUCUGAUUUAGUCCUGGAGUUAAAGAAAAGUCUUGAAGAUCUCAGUAUUAAAUAUCAUCUGCUGCCACAAGAGGUUCAUCUCAGUAAAGUAAAAUCCGAAGACUCAAUGGUGCGAAUAGAAAGAGCUUCAAGAUGAAGAGUUCAAGGAUGACCUUUCAUCAUGGUUCAUCUCAGUUAUGCAGCAUUAGUCCUUGACUCAUAGUUUCUCCCAAUAUCAUUCCAGUAUUGAAUUGUGAAAAUUUGAGAUCAAAGAUGGUGUGACUAACUAAUGAUGUGGUUAUUUGGAUACCGGUUGAAUGCAACAUGAACGGAGUUUCAUCACAUUAAAUAAGAAGAGUUCUGUUCAAUUUUUAUCUUGAACUGAGUGCUAAUGUCCGUCUGAAGUGGUGCAAACGGGUAAACAUAGCCGAGUUGCAAGAAAAAAAGUGCAUCUAGUUUAUGCACUCAUUGUGCUUUUGUUUUAAGUUAAUGAGCUCAUAGGGGCCAAGAAAAAUGGAGUUUAAUGGCAUUGUUUAGUAAUGAGGACUGCAUCAUGAGGUUCCUUUGUUUACUUUCUUAAAUGAACAAAAUUUGUGUCAUUCUUUUUGUACUCUUGUAAAAUCAGCAGGUCUCAACUUGCAAAUUGCAUAAAGAAUGCUAGUUGCCAAAUAAUAAAGAAAAGGGCAUUAAAAAAAAAAA
Lotus japonicus is the source of this 3262-nucleotide messenger RNA. Its product is annotated as mechanosensitive ion channel protein 10-like. The transcript is spliced from 5 exons. NCBI's taxonomy places the organism in Eukaryota, Viridiplantae, Streptophyta, Magnoliopsida, Fabales, Fabaceae. Gene Ontology annotation, molecular function: mechanosensitive monoatomic ion channel activity. The record is from RefSeq and is a predicted model, not a curated record. Gene Ontology annotation, cellular component: plasma membrane. Gene Ontology annotation, biological process: transmembrane transport; monoatomic anion transport; detection of mechanical stimulus. The coding region runs from base 399 to 2720 and encodes 773 amino acids.